UCACGCUGGGAAGGUGGCAGUUUAUCAGAAGGUACACAUUCAUACACAGGGCAAUUUACAGAUGCCGGUUUGCCAAACAGCAUGUUUUUGGACGGCAGGAGGAAGCCAAAGUACAGUAUUCAGUGAAUGUGUAAUUUAAAUCAUAAAAUACACUGCAUCGCAAGAGCAGCGAAGGACGAAUACACUGGCUUACCGGGAAGAACACGCUCUUUUGUUGCAGUCCUUACAAGGACCAUUAAGGGAACCCAAUAAACUCUAAAUUAUACGUACUCGAGAAACAGGGAGGUCAGACGCUGAACUGUAAGGUACACGAAGAUUUAUACAAAGCGAAGGACAUGCGAGGAUCGGAGAGGGUGCACAUAAGAAACGGACAAACAUACACGACACAAUCUAAUAAACUAAUAACAACAACAGUACAACACCAGGCUAUUUACAGUGCACAGAGAGGGGCUAUUUGCAGUUGCCCGCGAGCAUGUUGGGAUAUACAAAUCCCACCGCACUGCAAUAUUAUCACCUACAGCCAACACAGUAACACCCACACUAAAAAAAAAAAAAAAAUAUGACACUUGGGCGAGUACAAGCAGGUACGGCAAAUAGGUGGGUGGACGGAUAAAACGAAGAUAUCGGUUUAGAUUAAUGAUCUGUCCAUGGUGCUGAAAUAUUACAGCGCGUUUAAAUAUUUCAUACAUUUAAAGCAAAACUAACAGUUAGCUUUGCUUACAUAUCAGACCAGAUAAGUAUAACUAUACAUUUUGAGGACACAGUCUUAUCCCUGUUAAUGGUGUCGUUUGUUAAAUUACUUAAAGCAAAUGCUGCUUAGAUAUAUAUUGUAACGUCAAUUCUGGCACAUUGAUCAGCGGUGCUACAACUGGUCUCCUUCCUAGGACCUCGUCAGACAACUUUUUUCUGGUCUUACCACUAUUAAAUUUCAGUGAUUCAGUGUUUCUUGCCUGAAAAUACAUGAGGUCGGGUACUUCCAAGAAUAGCCCACAAAAGAACAGACAACUUGAAAUUAAUGAUGGAUGGCAUUGCCGUGCGACAUCAAUCACUGCUUGGUUUAGCUCAGUGCCACGCAAAAACAAAAUCCAGGGGGAUGAAAAAUAAUCAGUGACAGAAAGCCCAGCAACAUCGCCCCCAAGCUGUUACCAGCAUUAUGUGCUGCGCUUCAACCUCCGUGCUAAAAGGGGGCGACAUAUAAAAACGAAAAUAAAUACAACAGAAGCUUGAGAUGGUUUUAUCUUGCCGGUGCAGCAAAGUGUCUGCGAUAAUACCGGUAUGCUAGAAUAAUGAAACGACAUAAUCACGGAAAUAGUAGGGAAAUAACGUCAAAACCCGAUUAAUUUAAAAUAGAAUAAUAAUCUCUCCAUUUUUAUUGCAGCCAGCUUGAAUGUCCAAGCCGCGUGUCUGUGUCAGACGCUGAAAAGCGACAAGGGUAGAGGCGUGGUUCACAGUUACAGCGGCUUGCAAACGAGAUCAAGCAGGAUGUUCAGUCCUCACCAGCAGCAGCAGCAUCUACGGCAGCUCCAGCAAUUAUUCCAGCAGCACCCGCCGCCUCCACAGGGGGUGCCGUCGCAUCACGUCCCACAUCAGCACCAGGGAGGCCGGACCAGCAGGCCGCUGGCUGUCCCAGUGCCUCCACCACCACCCCCGGUCCGAGUGGUCAGCCUGGGCCACGUCCCCCCAGCUGCCAUCAUCGCCCCAAAUCCUAUGCUACAGGGGGCUUUGCUGAUGCAGCAGGUCCAAGGUAACAUACGGGGGUUUGCGAUAGGAGGACACCAAUUCCCACAAUUCUUCCCAGCGGGGGCGAGACCCUCCCUCCUUGGGCCAGUUUCACUGGCUGUCGCCAACAAGACCCCCCUGGCGGGAUUCCCUGCCCGUACCGCGCACCCCCACACUCGCUACCGCAGCAAUGACUUUGUGGCACGACAGAUGGAGAGGAUGCGUGAGAGUGAGCAGCCAGCGGCGAGGGUAGCUGGCACAGACGAGGGCGCUGUAGACAGGGCCGUCUGCAGAGAGGAGGUGGUGGCAGUACAGGGAGCACAGACACAGCUCUCGCCACGGCAACAGGAAGAGCCUCCCGCGAAGAAGCAGAGGAGCGAAAGGCCUGAGGAGCAGGCAGAUCAACCCCCACGGCCCGGAGCUGACCCAGUAGCAGAUGCAAGAGCCCCGUGGAAGUCUGCAAUCCCAGAGGUGCGUGCCGUGGACAGCGUCUGUAGAGGAACUCUGGCUGAGGGAGGAAGCACAGCUGGACCAGAGUCCGUGGAAGAGAGCAAAGCGGCAGGGGUGCUUAGCGGAGCAGCAUCCCAUGACCCUGUCUUACAGCCAGAUAACGAGAGCCGUGCGUUUGCCGCAGGGCCAGGGGCGCCCCCGGUGGCCAAAGAGGGCACAGCGCUCCUCGCGAAAGCCCUAGAUGAGAACAGGGACACGGGUGGAGACGCCUCCAGGAGCCUCUUCUGUUAUAUCUGCAGCAUCGCCUGCCUCACCCAGCAGAGCUUCCGGAGUCACAUGACCGGCCUGACUCACCAGCGGCGCAUGAUGGAGAUCCAGCAUGCGAGCAGCGCCUGCCUGGUGACUCUGCUGCCCCACGUCCAGGAGUCGCUGCUGGGGAUGUGCGGAGAAGGGGAGGGAAAACCAUUCCUGAAGAGAUGGCGCUCCACAUGCCAGGUCCACCUCGCUAGCAACCUCGCCAGUCGCUCCGCCUGCCUCUCCUGCACCGUCUGCAGAUUGCGUUUCCAAACUCCUUACAGGUUUAUGAAGCACAUGGAGUCACUGGACCACCAGCAGAGGAUGCUGGCGCUGCAUGAGGAGGGCGGAGCCAGCUGCUUGGCUGACGGUGCUGAGGGACCCGUAGAGGAAGACUAUGAGGGAGAGGCUGGUGAAGAUGAAGAUGAAGGCAGCUUCCACAGCCAGGAAGGAAUCAAUUCUGAAAAAGAGGUUAUACUAGAAGAUAUGGGUGACAAUGAAGAAUAUGACCAAGACACGCAGUAUGGGCCCAGCUUCAUGGUGCCGGUGUCGGGCUUCCUCUGCCGCCUGUGUCGCAAAUUUUACGACUUUAACUCCAAGGCCUGGUCGUCCCACUGCAAGUCUCAAAGACACUUCAAGAACGUGCAGAAAUACAGAGGCCUGAGGCAGAUCGCGUCCAGUAGGACACCAAACGACAGCCAUCACCUGGGCGACCGAGAAGCAGCCAAUAGCACAAAGAGCAGUGUGAACCGAGACCUGGAUGGGGGUGACAACACCAGCAUGCGCUCUGAUAGGCUGCUCUCUGGCCACACCCACCCCUGCUCCUGACUUGUGCGCUCAAAUAGCUUGAAGGUGAGGGCUGCAGGGACACCCUGCAGCUGAGUUCCAUGGCUGCAGGCAGGCUCUUCCAGGAUGGUGAUGGACCCAAAAACUCCCCACCCAACCCCCUAGAAUAGAAGGAUGGAUGGGUGAGGAGGUAAAACUCCCUCCUGCGGCCUCCCACAGAGUUGGAAGCGGGAGCAGCGAGGGCGUGCUGUGAUGCUAACGGAACAUUUUAGAGUGUAGUUGCGCGGAACCCAAGAGAACCCUUUAAGAAUUACUGACGCACAUGCUAGGUGGGGCGUUUAGGCAUGACGCAUCCCCCAGUGAGCCAGAUCCUCUUGUAUGACCAAAAUUCAGUUGAUUUAAUUCAUUAGCCAUUUUGGCAUGUAGCUCUUGCAUAUUUUUUUUGUGCUGAUGGAUAUAACUGUGUUUCUGUAUCAAGCUGCUGUAGGGGGCGGAGCCCCUGUACUCUGGGGUAAACAGAAGUAUCUGCACUGAUCACCGUCACUCUGUACAGUUACCAAGGCACUAUUUCACAUUACUGAUGGUAUAUGCACUUACAGAUUAUGAUUCGCUACGGUUGUGUGGAGUAACAUGCCGGUCUAGACCAUCUGCUGUGCUGUGGUCACCAUUUAAUGCAUGAAUGCUGGAAAAAGCUGCAGUGAUCGCGUACGCAUCAAGCUUGCUGUGUGAAAUCUACAAGCCAGGUGUUGCUUUGUAAUUUUUUAACACCCAUUUCUGGAACUUGAGGUACUCAGAAUUCUAAAAAAAAUGAACACAUGUCUUUAGACAAGUUCCACGAACAACAAGGAUAUAUACCAGUAUUAAAAUGAUUUACCGGUCAUCAUGAAUACACAAUGUGGGAUAACAAAUGUACCAGGACAUCAAAUGCGGUGGUACGAGCACCAAGAACUAUAUAUUCAACCAUUAACCCAGGUAACCUCUAACAGCAAUAUCGAAGUAGAAAAUUACCUUUUUCAGAAUUAGUCUUGAUCAUUCUGAGCUGCCCCUGCCCUGACUGUGGACAAUAUUCUAGUUCCCCAUUAGCUUUGAAUCUUUCCAUUUUGUUGUACCUAAUAUACACACCGGAGGUCAUCAUGGCUCACAGAAUGGAUCUAUUUCUAGAACAGCUAUAACCACACAGCCAAGGACAGGAAUGUGCCAUCAGGUUGUUGUUUAAAUCCACUGAAGCUUAAGAGUAUGAUCUAGUAUGGAAAUGUCCAAAUAGGGCAUCGUUACUCAAUGAAGAUGGAAAUGGAAAGUGAACCUACAAGGAUAUAAAGGUACUUCUUUCCUUGGGUAGCAGUAAGUUUAACAGUUUUGUUUGUUAUACGACAGAAUGUUUAACUGAACAAUCAGGCUGCGUACAGAGCUCCCAUAGUGAAGUAUGCAAGGAUUCAAGGGUAAAUCUGCCUUAAGCUCUAAUCACACAUCACUGG
Molecule: messenger RNA, 4724 nt
Organism: Brienomyrus brachyistius
Lineage: Eukaryota; Metazoa; Chordata; Actinopteri; Osteoglossiformes; Mormyridae
Gene: ciz1a
Product: cdkn1a interacting zinc finger protein 1a
Exons: 16
Coding region: 1483-3291 (602 amino acids)
Cellular component (GO): nucleus
Molecular function (GO): zinc ion binding; nucleic acid binding
Source: RefSeq, a predicted model, not a curated record